AUGGCGGACGCCCUAAAGGCCGAGGGCAACAAAGCCUUCGCUGCCAAAGACUUCAACCUUGCAGUUGAGAAGUUUUCACAAGCAAUCGAACUAGAUCCCUCCAACCAUGUCCUCUAUUCCAACCGUUCCGGCGCAUACGCUUCCCUCAAAGACUACCAGCAUGCCCUGGAAGACGCAAACAAGACUACUGAGCUCAAGUCUGACUGGGCAAAGGGAUGGGGACGUAAGGGUGCUGCCCAGCAUGGCUUGGGUGAUCUGAUCGGUGCAAAGGAUGCAUUCGAAGAGGCAUUGAAGCUUGAGCCUACGAAUUCCCAAGCCAAGUCUGGCCUUGAAUCUGUCAACAGAGCCAUCGAGGCUGAAGCACGAGCCGAUGGUGCUGAUAUGGGCGGCUUGGGCGGGAUGGGAAACAUGUUCAACGACCCUCAAAUGCUCCAGAAACUCGCCAGCAACCCCAAAACCGCUCCCUACCUGGCCGAUCCUCAAUUCAUGAACAAAUUGCAGCGCCUGGCUAAGAAUCCCUCAGAGAUGGGGCAAGAGCUCGGAGACCCAAGGUUCUUACAGGUCAUGGGCGUUUUGCUCGGCGUCGACAUGCAGAUGGGCAUGCCACCGGAAGGUGCGUCCGGAGCAGGCAAUCCCACCGAAGCCGAAGAAGAUGUGCCCAUGCCGGACGCACGCCCUCAAUCAAACCCCCCUCCACCAGCGAAGAAGGAACCCGAACCUGAGCCCGAACCUGAACCAGAGGACGAAGAGGCCAUCGCCGCAAAGAAAGCGAAGGAGGAGGCAGAGAGCGAGAAAAAGCUGGGUACCGAGAACUACAAGAAGAGAAAGUUCGAUGAGGCCAUUUCUCAUUACUCCAAAGCUUGGGAGCUGCACAAGGACAUCACAUAUCUCACAAAUCUGGGGGCUGCGAAAUUCGAGAAGGGUGACUAUCAGGGCUGUGUUGAAGCAUGCGAAAAAGCCGUCGAGGAAGGCCGGCAAAUGCUUGCAGAUUUCAAGCUUAUUGCAAAAGCAUAUGGUCGCAUUGGCUCGGCUUACGAGAAGAUGGGUGAUCUGCCGAAAGCCAUCGAGAACUAUCAAAAAUCUCUGACGGAGCAUCGCACGCCAGAUGUUCUAGCCAAAUUCAAGGCGGCUGAGAAAGCACAAAUCUCAGCGGAGAAGAACGCUUAUGUCGACCCAGAGAAGGCUGAAGAAGCCCGCCUGCUUGGUGCUGAGAAGUUCAAGAAUGCCGAUUGGCCAGGUGCUGUCGAAGCGUACACAGAACUGACAAAACGGGCACCUGAUGAUCCUCGAGGAUACAGCAACCGUGCUGCUGCUCUCAUCAAGCUGCUGGCCUUCCCGACCGCCAUUCAAGAUUGCGAUGAGGCCAUCAAACGAGACCCCAAAUUCAUCAAGGCCUACCUCAGAAAAGCCCAGGCCCUUUUCGGCAUGAAAGAGUACAACAAGUGUCUCGAUGUAUGUACCGAAGCCAUGGAGCAUGACGAGGGUGGGAAGAACACACGAGAACUCGAGGCUCAGCAACAGAAAGCGCUGGAGGCAAUGUAUUCCGCUCGUGCUGGUGAGACAGAGGAGGAGACGAGCGCGAGAAUCCAACGAGAUCCAGAAAUCAUGCAAAUUCUUUCCGAUCCCGUCAUGCAGUCAAUCUUGCAACAAGCCAAGGGCGACCCGAUGGCUCUUAACGAGCACAUGAAGAACCCCGGUGUACGUGGCAAGAUUCAGAAACUGAUUGCCGCUGGUGUCAUCCGGGUCGGGCGAUGA
This is a messenger RNA of Exophiala oligosperma, 1755 nucleotides long. RefSeq lists its product as uncharacterized. Lineage: Eukaryota; Fungi; Ascomycota; Eurotiomycetes; Chaetothyriales; Herpotrichiellaceae. The transcript is spliced from 3 exons. Bases 1 to 1755 code for a protein of 584 amino acids. Gene Ontology annotation, molecular function: Hsp90 protein binding. The record is from RefSeq and is a predicted model, not a curated record.